GUUCCUCCGGCUUACGAUGAUUCAUCCAAUCCACUUAGCGGAGAUAAAGGUGAACAAGCAGGAAAGACGCAAGAAAUCCAAAAAGUGAUGCAAGAGACUAUUGGUAUAAUGCAGGAGAAUAUCAAUAAAGUCACUGAACGUCAAGAAAGGUUAGAUGCCCUACAGGAUAAAUCUGAUCAACUCCAAGCUCGAAGUGCACUCUUUCGUUCAUCAGCUACAGCCACCCGACGUAAAAUGUGGUUGAAAGAUAUGAAAUGGAAGAUCAUUUUAAUAGUUGUCAUCUUGUUUAUUUUGGCAGGUAUAAUCGGAGGAGCUGUAAAAGGUACUCAACAUUGA
Messenger RNA from Tremella mesenterica DSM 1558, 336 nucleotides. RefSeq lists its product as uncharacterized. Gene Ontology annotation, biological process: vesicle fusion; vesicle-mediated transport. Gene Ontology annotation, cellular component: plasma membrane; SNARE complex. The record is from RefSeq and is a predicted model, not a curated record. Gene Ontology annotation, molecular function: SNAP receptor activity; syntaxin binding. The annotation marks the transcript as partial. Lineage: Eukaryota; Fungi; Basidiomycota; Tremellomycetes; Tremellales; Tremellaceae. The transcript is spliced from 2 exons.